Molecule: messenger RNA, 1221 nt
Organism: Lodderomyces jiufengensis
Lineage: Eukaryota; Fungi; Ascomycota; Pichiomycetes; Serinales; Debaryomycetaceae
Gene: VCX1
Product: Vcx1p
Exons: 1
Coding region: 1-1221 (406 amino acids)
Biological process (GO): calcium ion transmembrane transport; intracellular calcium ion homeostasis
Cellular component (GO): fungal-type vacuole membrane
Molecular function (GO): calcium:proton antiporter activity
Source: RefSeq, a predicted model, not a curated record
AUGAGUAAUUUACCAUUAUUAGGAACAUCAAAUCAACAAAAUUUUAUAACAAAUUUAAAAAAAUCAACAUUAUUAACUUUAAAAUCAUCACCAGUUAAUUAUUUAUUAAUAUUUGUACCUAUUGGAUUAUUAGCAGGUUAUUUAAAUUGGAAUUCAAAUGCAAAAUUUUGGAUUAAUUUUUUUGCUAUAAUACCAUUAGCUUCAAUUUUAGCUUUCGCAACUGAAGAAAUUAGUGAACAUGUUGGACAAACUGCUGGUGGCUUAUUAAAUGCUACAUUUGGAAAUGCAGUUGAAUUAAUUGUUAGUAUUAUUGCAUUAAAAGAAAAUCAAGUUAGAAUUGUACAAGCUUCAAUGUUAGGUUCAAUUUUAAGUAAUUUACUUUUAGUUCUUGGUUGUUGUUUUGUUGCUGGUGGAAUUACAAGAGUUCAACAAACUUUUAAUCAAACUGUUGCUCAAACAAUGUCUAGUUUAAUGGCUUUAGCUACUGCUUCAUUAUUAAUUCCAGCUGCUUUUCAUGCAUCUUUACCAAAACCAAAGGGAAAUAGUGGAGUUUUUCCAGAACCAGGUAGUUCAGAUGAAUUAAUUUUAAGUUUAAGUAGAGGAGUUUCAAUCAUUUUAUUACUUUGUUAUUUAUUUUAUUUAAUUUUUUCAUUAAAAACUCAUAAAUCAUUAUUUGAAGAAACUAAUUCAGCAGAUAUUGAUCAUAAUAUUUCAAAUGAUGAUAUUAUAACAAAAGAUGAUGAACAUUUAUCUGUUUAUGAAGCAUUAACUGUUUUAGCUAUAACUACUAUAUUAGUUUCAUUUUCUGCUGAUAUUUUAGUUGGUUCAAUUGAUGAUAUUGUUGAAAAUUCUGGACUUUCAAAAACUUUUAUUGGUUUAAUUGUUAUUCCAAUUGUUGGUAAUGCAGCAGAACAUGUUACUGCAAUAAUUGUUGCAAUGAAAGAUAAAAUGGACUUAGCUAUUGGAGUAGCAGUUGGAUCAUCUUUACAAAUUGCUAUAUUUGUAACUCCUUUCAUGGUUUUAAUUGGUUGGGCAAUUGAUGUACCAAUGUCAUUAUAUUUUUCAACUUUUGAAACUGCUAUUUUAUUUGUUAGUGUAUUUAUAACAAAUUUAGUGAUUUUAGAUGGUGAAAGUAAUUGGUUAGAAGGUGCUAUGUUGUUAUGUACUUAUUUAAUCAUUGCUUUAGCAUUUUUUUAUUAUCCUGAUUCUGCUGGAUUAUAA